Messenger RNA from Pyricularia oryzae 70-15, 366 nucleotides. RefSeq lists its product as uncharacterized. The coding region runs from base 1 to 366 and encodes 121 amino acids. The transcript has a single exon. Lineage: Eukaryota; Fungi; Ascomycota; Sordariomycetes; Magnaporthales; Pyriculariaceae. The record is from RefSeq and is a predicted model, not a curated record.
AUGCAGAUCAAGUUUGUCAUCUCCUGCCUCCUGGUCGGCGCCAUGGCCGCGCCCUCGCCCUCCCCCGCCGGCACGGACGCUCUCGUCCAACUCCAGGCUCGGACCCCGGGUGGCUCACCGUCCCGCGCCCCGAGUGGCUCACCGGCCCGCGACUCGGACGCUGGCUCCGCAGAAGACAAGUCAGAGCGCUCCCGUAUCAGCUCCUGGCUCCACCGCUCCCCCAAGAAUUCCGCCUCUUCUUCCGACGACGAACAGGAGAGGCCCAGCCGACCGCCGCACCCGGCCCCCAAGUCGGGACACAACAAAGCAGGACACCGGGUGCACACGGCCAUUGCGAGUGCAAACAUGGCGGGCGGGCGUAUGUGA